This is a messenger RNA of Dreissena polymorpha, 1267 nucleotides long. RefSeq lists its product as uncharacterized. NCBI's taxonomy places the organism in Eukaryota, Metazoa, Mollusca, Bivalvia, Myida, Dreissenidae. The transcript has 4 exons. Bases 5 to 1033 code for a protein of 342 amino acids. The record is from RefSeq and is a predicted model, not a curated record.
UCCGAUGAAGAACACAAUUAAAGUAAGCAAACUGCGCGAGUUCUUAGCAGAAAUGAAGUUUGCGUUCGUUUCGCUGUUCCUUUUGCUAUGUUCAGCGAUGGGCGUUUCAGCUGAACUUGAAAACUGUGUGGAUUUGCAAAAACAAGCAAACGGUGGUCUGAGAAGUGGGCUGUACUCGAUCAAAAGCGGAGGAAAUACCGUUUACAUUUACUGUUACUAUGGCAACGGGGAUGGAUACGUUUACCUUUUACCAUCAAUUUCGAACAACGUGAACCUGAAUUUGGCGUAUCUGUCGAACGAUCACAGCCUCGUGAAGGUCAUUCACAAGCGUCGUCAGAAUGGCAAACAGUACGAGGCGACAAUGCAACAAAUUCCCGCUUUCAAUUCGUUACCAGUCUCCGUUCAGUUCAACAAACAUGACGGCUAUCAAGGCAUACUAAACAAAGCAAUGGGGCCUUACAUGUUUAUAGGCUUCGUUCCCCUCUCUCACAACGUGAAGGGCGGCGUACAGGGCUGGAAGGUCAACGGGCAGGAGUUUACAUUCACGAACUGCGACGGCAAUCCAAAUAGCUAUUUCUCGGUGCUCUUCAAUGCUAACAAGCCUGGGUAUACGUCGUAUAAUGGUUGGAAGAACCCAUUGAUGUACGCUUGGUAUAAUUUGGCUACUCAGGUUCCGGUAAGUGAGGAACUUCCGGACGCCUUGUUUUCGCCGGACUAUGAGAUACACCACGGAGGAUGUGGAGGUUACAGCAUUGGAACAACGGAAGGCGAUAUUACAGGAGUCGCGAUUGGUCAGAGAUUUGUUAUCACCUGCUCUGUGCCUGAUGACGUCAUGAACGCAUCAAAGACGUUAGGCGGCUUAAAACCGGGUUCCAUAGUAAUCUACAGCUGUAACCCUGGUUACAAGGGCUCGGGAGAUCUCGUGCGCAUGUGCACAUCCACCGGUGGCUGGUCGGGCGUACAGCCAACGUGCAUCAGUGAAGCGGUAUUUGGUCCUGGGCAGCUUAUCGGAAUAUGGACUGCGUUUAAAUGAAUCCAAAUAUGAAAGCAAUUGCGUUGUUAUUAUCCUCCAGUAUCAGAACUGUCAAUUUGGAUUGUGCUCUAAAACUAAAACUUUGCUCUGUUAUUACAUGGUGAUUGCAUUCGCGUGUUCAGACAGUUUUGCUACAUACUAAAUAAAUUACUUUGUUUGAUCGAUUGCACUUGUGUGUGUAAAAGGACAUUUAACAUAGGAUAAAUCUAUUAAUUUCGAACAUUGUAUUAUGUG